Molecule: messenger RNA, 4115 nt
Organism: Cynoglossus semilaevis (tongue sole)
Lineage: Eukaryota; Metazoa; Chordata; Actinopteri; Pleuronectiformes; Cynoglossidae
Product: SH3 and cysteine-rich domain-containing protein 2
Exons: 10
Coding region: 133-975 (280 amino acids)
Biological process (GO): positive regulation of protein localization to plasma membrane; skeletal muscle contraction; positive regulation of voltage-gated calcium channel activity
Molecular function (GO): protein binding
Source: RefSeq, a predicted model, not a curated record
UCCAUCUCCUCCCACUCUCCCUCGCUCAGCCUUUCCCCCUCGCUGCCCGCCAAGCCUCCCUGUCCUCAAAUUACUCACUGUUUUCAAGACCAUGUUUUCCGCAAACCUACAAACUGCCAGCACUGCAAGCACAUGAUAGUCGGAAACUCCAAACAAGCUCUGCGGUGUAAAACCUGCAAGAUGGCUGCUCACCUGUGGUGCACCUCUGAACUAUCGCAGCAGCUGUGUCACGGAAAGCCUGGCGUGUUCAAGCGAAACUUCAGCUCACCAAUGCUUGUCAAUGACCAGCUGACUGUCGUCAAGGAAGUUCAACCGAGCCAAGAGGCUGUGCGGACGCGCGUCGACCCCGUGUACGCAGCUUUGCGUUAUGGGACGUCUUUGGCACAGAUGAGCCGCUCCAGUUUUGGCAGUUUGUCGGAGUCACCGACGCGAAGCCUGGGUGAGGGAGGUGAGGAGAGGCAGCAGAGACAGAGCAGCAUGGAGGAAGAGAUAACUCAGGAGACGGGGGAUGCGGCUGUUCCCGAUCCUGAGUUAGAGAAGGAGGAGGACGAGAGCGGCGUCCAAGCACAGACACCUGCGGAGGAGAGCGGCGUGAAGGUGCCCAAGCGCAUUGAAGUCCACUCCAUCCACACCUAUGUAGCACUCUACAGGUUUAUGCCUCAGGAACAGAACGACCUGGAACUACAUCCCGGUGAUCGGGUGCAGGUCACAGACGACUCCAAUGAAGAGUGGUGGAAGGGGAAGAGUGGAGACAGGGUCGGCUUCUUCCCUGCCAACUUUGUCCAAAGGGUGCGGCCGGGCGAGAGGGUGUGGCGGGUCACCCAGAAUGUUUCUGGCAGCAGGGAGAGAGGACACAUGGCCGUCAGGGAAUCUCAGAUCUGUGUUGGGAAACAAGAAGAUGGAGAGAUGUUCUUGAAACUGAGCAGCGGGAAGAAGAGAGGACUGGUCCCGGCUGACUCCAUAGAAGAAAUCUGAGCCCUUUUUCAACAUCUACUCUACCUCCCCUAGAGGUGCAGCCAUCUUUAAAACUUUACCACAUCCACCCGUUUUCUUGCCUCGUCCACUCUCACUUUGACACGACAGACCCGGCCCGACCACCAAGAAAGACAGAGAGAAAGUGACCAGCUCUGCUGAGAUCUACUGUAGGAACUGUUGUCUCGAAUAACAUUAACCGUUCUUGUCUAUUUAUAGGUUUUUUCGAGUUGAUCUGCUGUAAAUGUAUCUUCAACCGGAAGAACUGACUUUCAGAACACAGCCCAAGUUUCUACUGACUAAAGGAGGACAGUAGCUGUGUUCUCUGUCAUCCCCCGUUUCUGUCAGUAGCCACUUAUUGUUUGUACUCACUCCCUAAGUCUCAUGGCUGUGUGCUCAUGUCCCUCGGAGACUGGGAGACAGCUCCAUGUGAACUCCAGUGGUACGUACGACACAACACUGGCCUCAAACAACUGCUGCCUGCCAGACCAAGAGCCGAGACUCACAGAAGAGUGAGAUGAAAGAAGUCAAGCAAGUGCAAACGAAAAACUUCUGAGGCGCCAGUCUGAUUUCGAAGUGCGUUUGCCAACUUCUGAGGGCAGAACUGGGAUCGAGAAAAACUAGUCGCUGUGAGGAUUGUUUUCAGGACUUCAAGACUGCGUUGAAAAUAUGGGGUAGAAAAAUAUGUUACCCCCAUUAAACUCUUUCUUUCCAUGUAUUGUGGAGAAUUAAAAAUUAUAUAUAUUUUGAUCCAGUUUUUCGGAAAAAAAUAAAGACAUGGAGUUUUAAAGAGAUGAAUAAAUUAAAUCUAAUAGUGAGUGUUCUGUCUACAACUCUGUUUCUGUAAGGUUUUUACAUCUGUACGUCCUCUUUUAAACCCGAACACAGUCAGGCCGGUCAGAAGUUCAAUCUUUGUUGCGUUGUUAUUGACACUCGGAGAGAUCUGUCACAGCCCUCCACCUCCACCGCUCUCCUGCUUUUUCCUCUUGCUCUUCUUCAGACAGCAGCCAGUGCUGAAAAGGCAGCAAAGCGUUAGAUAACAGCAGAUAAGAUAAUGACAGCAUUUCAUGGAGAUAAAGCCACAGCUUUUGUUGUGAUUUUAUAAACCGUUAGUCUGGAAAUACCCAAGGAUUUCUGGCCCUCUGUCAUUGUCGCAGAGAUCAGGUGUGUGUAUAGAACAGGCAGAACAUUUUCAAUAGAAAAGUCAAGCCAUAUGUUUACUAAUGAACGAGCACUUGCAUUUUAAAAGUGAGAUCUCCAUUUUAUUACUUCCUCUCCUGCAGCUUAAAACCAUUUACAUGUAUAAAAAAAUAUAUUAUACUUCAAAACAGGUUACUUGUAUGUGAACAUAUAUUGAGUGAUUGGUGCAGCCAAUGUAUAUGUAUGUGUGGCUUUAUUUCCAUGGAACACUGCAGUGCUAAAUAGGUAGGAUUCAGUGUAUGAUGUGUGUGUGCAGAUAGUGUUGUACCCAUGGGCUCACAAGUCACUGUUAAUCAAACAUCAGCCUGUCACUUCCAUCAUAGUGUUCACUGUCCUUAAAACAAUCAAGUUUGACAUAAGGUAAUUAUGGAGUUUAAUCCAAUGAUAUGAAGUAUCGCCUCAUGGUGGAGCCAGUAGAGAUAAAAUCGGGGUUGACCAUGACCCAGGUUCUCGGACCCAAUUUGUUUUGUCAUUUGGCUAGUCAAAGAAAAUGAUGGUGUCAUAAAAAAGACUGAGUCGGGCAAUUGAAAAGAUGAGUGGACGGAAGUGAUCAUUUCUCAAAAUAAAAUACCAGGCUUUUAGUCUUUUCUACGCCAUCUAUUGGGGGAAUGCAGGCAAUGCAGUGAUAAAUAUAGAAGUAUACAGAAGUAUAAUGAUGAUAUAAAUUAAUAACGUAUUUUUACAAGUUUGACUGGCCGGAUUAAAAAGCCAAACGGGCCCAUUCGGCCCCCGAGCCAUAGUUUGUCUACCCCUGAUCCAGACUAAGGGGUUAAAGAAAACAUUUUCCUUUUUGUGCACUCAGUAUCAAAUGAUCCUCGAACUCGGAGGAGUUCCCUGUUCACCCAUGCUUUAGAUGAUAUUUUGGCAUCUAUCACCCUGAGAAGACUUAUGGGAGUCAUGGGCAAUACAUUUCCACAACCAGGCUAUUAAAAAGCUGAAAACUGAAAUAUAUUUCUUUAAAUUUAAAGGCUUAAUAAACCAAAUGUACUUCUUCUAACAUUUUUCUAACAUUUCUUCUAUCAUUAUCAUCCUCAUUUUGCCCUAGAAAAAGGGGUCUUUUUUUCCGAGAGAAAGAAAUUUAUAAUUUUGAAAUACUUGAUUACUCUGUUACAGUUUAAUUUAAUGUAUAUAAAAAUACAAGUGUCAUUUUCAGCCAUAUCUCAUGUGCACUUCACCAUCAGAAACAUCAUGAGUCUGUUUGAUUUCAGGGUUCUACGGUUUUAAAGCAAUGGGGAUGUACAGAAUCACAACUUAUCUAGAAAAAUAUCUGGGCUUUCAAGCGGAACUGGAUUUAUAAUAUUACAUACUGUAUGUGACAGUAAUGUUUGUUUAUCUUGUACUCGUACUUUAGUUUCAUGUAGCAUAGGAUGUUCACUCUUUUAAGGUUUUAACAUGUCAACUGUGUUUGUAUGUUUCCAGAGGCUCAGGAUUCCUCAAUAAAAAAACCUUUAUGAAACACUGUGUAGCAUCUUAAUGUGCAGCAGGUCACAUGACGUGUACACAGAAUGCAGUUCAUGAUUUUUGUGUCUUUAUUUAUUUUCUUUUUUCGCAGUUGCAAUUACACAGGGUCGGGAGAUGGCAGGGAGCACCCUGUAAUAACACACAAUUUAAUGGCAGGAACAGUGGUGUCCAUGCAUAACACACCAUCUAAAAAAAUACACUGCUGUGCACAAAAUGACAGUCUAAUCACAGCCGCAGUAUAAAAAGCAUGUACUUAAGGGGGAGUAGUUUAGGACUUUUUGGUUCAUCGCACUCAGCCGGGUAAAUAAAAAAUAUACGGAUGUUUAUUUACCAUAAAGUACAACUAUCAAAUCAAACGAAGCAAAUGGCAGGUAAUAGCUGUAUAUUUUAAUGUUCAUUGACUUGAUCGUCACGGAUAACUAUUACCGAAUACAUCUGUCCAUUUUAUAUUCAAUAUUAAAAAGGCUAUUUUCACUGAAGAG